Molecule: messenger RNA, 828 nt
Organism: Cutaneotrichosporon cavernicola
Lineage: Eukaryota; Fungi; Basidiomycota; Tremellomycetes; Trichosporonales; Trichosporonaceae
Gene: RTC2
Exons: 6
Coding region: 1-828 (275 amino acids)
Cellular component (GO): membrane
Source: RefSeq, a predicted model, not a curated record
AUGAUGGCCUUUAUCGCGCCUCCACCUCAAUCCGAGGAACUCUCCUCCGUUAUGGGAUACAUGUCCAUUGCAUGUUGGAUCGUUGUGUACAGUCCCCAGAUCUACGAAAACUAUGUUCUCAAAUCCGGUGAAGGCCUUUCGGUCCCCUUUAUUAUCCUCUGGCUCCUCGGCGACAUGACCAACCUUGUCGGCGCCAUCUACGCGGGCCUUCUGCCCACAAUGAUCAUCCUAGCAGUCUACUACAACCUGUGCGACGUUGUCCUCAUCUACCAAGUGUACUACUACCGCUGGCUGCGGCGCAAGCGCCGCGAGGCGGACGGCGAGCGGCAGCCACUCGUCGAACUCGACGAGCCCAAGGUCGUCAAGCCCAUCCUCCCAGCAUACCUCUUAUGGCCGCUUCUCGUCGGUUUUGUCUUGGCGGUUGGGUGGAUCGCGCACAUCCUGCACGAGAAUGACGACGUCAAGAUCCCCGACGGCACAACUGGCGGCGGCGUAGAGCUCGAGUGGAAGUCGCAGGUGCUCGGAUACACUAGCUGCGUGCUUUACAUGUUGUCACGCGUGCCGCAGGUGUUCCACAAUUUCCGGACGCGCUGCGAGGGCCUCAGUCUCGCCAUGUUCUUCUUCUCCAUCUCGGGCAACGUCACGUACAUUGCAUCCAUCCUCAUGAAGAGUACCGACUACAAGUACCUCGUCACGAACGCGUCGUGGAUUGCCGGCUCGGCGUUCACCAUCUUCCUCGAUCUCUUCAUCAUCGGCCAGUUUGCCUACUACACCUGGCAGGACAGCCAGAAGGCACCCGUGUUUGCCAACGACGAGGACGACGAGUAG